ACGACUUGGUCGUAAAUACGCCAUUUUGUGCUGUGCAGCAGUAGCCGUUGUGCGCUCGUUCGUUGCGACAGAGGUGGAGAACUGCCUGGGAUGAGCACGGAGCCCGGGGUAGGCGGAGCCGAGGCUGCUCCUAGGGAAUUUAUCGCCUCGGUCCUUCCUGUCAACCCGCUUGUCAGUCAAUUCAAGGAGGAAGAUGAAGAUGACAUGCACAAAUGUGGCCGCUGUCAGGCUGAAUUCACGAGCCUGGAAGACUUUGUCCACCACAAGAUACAAAAAUCUUGCCACAAAGUUCAGGACGCCAGCGUUGUACCCACAGAAGUGUCUCUAAACAGCCAAGAGCAGGUGGUUCCCUCUGCAGAAGAUUCAGACUGUAUUGGCCAGGUUAUUGUGGAAACCUCUACGUUCUCAGAAGAGAUAAGCAGUGCCCCAGAUGUAGUGGUGUCCGAAGAAGUCAAAGAUAUUACCAGCGAUGAAUGUAGUCUUGAGGGCCAAAGAGAAGGUGGAGACGAGACGGAACUUGGAUGGCAAGAAUCUCACGAUGGAAAUAUGGAAGAAAAUUCUGAUGAGCUUACAGUGUGGAGGGUGGUUAUUAACGAACAAGGACGUUAUGUGUGCCAACUGUGCCAAAAAACUUUUAAGACAUCAAGCAUUUUGAAAGCUCACAUGAAUACGCACAGCAGCAAGAAAGAGUUUGAGUGCGAAUUGUGUGGAAACCAGUUCAGGACUAAAGGGUCACUAAUCCGACACAACAGGAGACACACUGAUGAACGCCCUUAUGUUUGUUCAAAAUGUGGGAAGAGCUUUCGUGAAUCUGGGGCUUUGUCGCGGCACCUGAAGUCCAUCACUCCUUGCACAGAGAAAAUCCAGCACAUGAUAAGACGAGAAGCGUACACAUUUGGAGGUGUGCCACCAUUUACUGAACCAAACAAAGUGCCUACUUCCUCUCACUCAAUAAUAGAGGCCACCGAUUGUCCUUCUGUGAUCAGCCUGGUGACAGAUCACAAGGGUAAUAUCCUGCAUGAGGUUCAGGUUGAGGUGGAGGAGCUAGUGGUGGAACCACCAUCCCCCCCUGAGGAUGUGAAUGCUGAACAAUGUGAAACAGAGGGGGAGCUCCUGCACGAUGAAUUAAGCAACUCGGGCAUAGUGAUUGAGACGGUGACCGUGGAGAAUGAUGAGAUGCAGAAUGUUGAACUGAAGAUGGAAGAAGUGCAGAUAGUUAACAAUGAGGGAACGAUAGUCAGGAGAAUUGGCAACGGAUACCAAGAUUUCACUUGUCCUCAUUGCGACUUGGUCUGCAGGAAUAGCAACCAUUAUAGUGUACAUCUAAAAGGACAUGAAGGCUGCAAGCUAUUUCGAUGCAGGGAGUGUGGCAGGGAAUUCUUAAAAGCUCACCUUCUCCGGAAACACGAGUUCACACACUAUGGCGAGAGAAAGUACAAGUGCGGAGACUGUGGCAAACUGUAUAAGACAAUCACGCAUGUCAAGGGACAUAUGAGAGUGCAUUCCGAGGACAGACCCUAUCCCUGCCACAAGUGUGGCAAAAGAUACAAAACCAAGAAUGCAAUGCAGGUUCACUUCCGCACUCACCUCGAGGAUAAGCCUUUUGUCUGCCAGUACUGUUCUCGCACGUUUCGAGAGAAGGGAUCUCUAGUACGGCACAUUAGGCACCAUACGGGAGAACGCCCAUUCAAAUGCCAUAAGUGUGACCGAGCCUUUGCAGAACAUGGGACACUGAAUCGCCAUUUAAGAAUUAAAGGGGGCUGUACAAAGCACAUGAUAAAAGAUUUUUUAACUGCUAAAGAAACUGCUGAGAUGGAAGCUAUGGCUGAGAGGGUUAUUUCCGAGGAGCCACAGACUGUCUUAGUAGACUUCUCUUCAGUGGUUGCCGACACUCAGGAAUACAUCAUAGAGGCAGCAGCUGAGGACUCUGAAACCAAUGACGCCGCAGAGCUUAUCCAGGACGAUGAGACGCAUGAGGUCGAAGGUGAGCUGAUGAGUGUUGUACAGGAGAUAGUGAGUACAGAUAAUACAGAAGGACAUAUAAUUGUCCACAGUGUGGCCCUGGACAACAGUCAUCCUGGAGUGGAGGAGGUCACGACAGCAGACACAAUUGCCAUAGCUACACCGGAAUCUCUGACUGCACAGGUUGCCAUGACUUUGGCUUCAGCCAUAGGUGAAAAUGUAGUGAUACCAAAGGAAGAACCUCAUGUUGAGGUUGAAGAUGACUCUGUGAUAGACAACGUGAAGAUGGAAGUGGAAGUUGACCAGAGUGGUGAUUUUGUAAUCACCUCUCAUGAUGGAGACUUGGAGGUCCAAACCGUAAUUGUAUAAUAAACUAAACAUUUCUAGCUACGGAAAGGUGCUGAUCAGGAAAAUCCAGGGGUAGAACUAUUUAAACCCACAUAUGGGCCAUUAGGUUCAGGAUUCACUCUCCUUUAUGUAACUGUGUGAUCUGAAGAGCUCUUUAAUUUUAUGCCAUAGUAGUUUGACAUGACUAAAAUCACAGAAACAAAUAGCCUCAUAAUGAAGUCUACAAGAUUCUUGGCCAGCUAUAUCGGACAUUCCAAGUUUGGAAUAUAUAUUGGCUACACAGAAUAUUUAGAGGCUUUUGGUGUACUGCAGCUCACGUGUAUUAAAGGACCAUAUCUCUGACUACAGUAGCCUCGGCUAGGAGUAAGCUCUCAGUGGGACUGUUGCUAAGAGCUAUGACCCAUAUUACCUUCCAGUUAUCAGCAGACUGGAUGUUUGAAUUUUUAUUGUUGACUUUCUUCUCUGGGUUUCCUACAGCUUAAUCCUUCUCACAUUGAGAAACCAGCUAUUUGUAGUUCUGAAAUCCUACAAUUCUAUUAAUGGCUAUGCUAUGCAUUGAAGUAUGGUAUAUCCAGGUACUUCACAGUCACAAAGGGAGAAUUUUUAGAGCAUGAAUUUUUUUUUUAUAACCUUUAAACUCAUUAAAAUAAUUAGGUUACAGUUUUGAUCCAUAUUAGUUUUCACCCUAUACUAUGUUCCUUAUGAAAUUCCAAGGUUGACCUUGUAGUUUUAAUUCAUCCAGCCUGAUAUGAACACAGGCAACUAAUUUGUUGUGAAACAAACCAGUAUUCCUCCGAUAUGAAGUGGAUAUGCAAUAGGAGGCCAGUUCAAUGUUCCACAACUGUUUCAUGACAUCCUAUGCAUGCACACAAUUAAGUGUUCGUAUCAUAAAAGGUUUAUCAAAAGAAAUGAUAAUUUGUCAUGCAGUUUCACUGGUCUGCUGGAUCGUGUCUAAAAUGUUAACUACAUUUAUUUUAAAGCUGUUAUAUCCCUCAUUAUUUGAAAUUGGUGUUCAGUGGGUGGAACAAUUUAUUUUAAACAUGUUGGAAUUCAAAUUCGGGUUCAGUUUAAGCAGUAAAUGUAUUUCUAUUUGAAAA
Bombina bombina (fire-bellied toad) is the source of this 3407-nucleotide messenger RNA. RefSeq names its product E4F transcription factor 1 (gene E4F1). Gene Ontology annotation, biological process: regulation of transcription by RNA polymerase II. Lineage: Eukaryota; Metazoa; Chordata; Amphibia; Anura; Bombinatoridae. The transcript is spliced from 14 exons. Gene Ontology annotation, molecular function: chromatin insulator sequence binding. Gene Ontology annotation, cellular component: chromosome. The record is from RefSeq and is a predicted model, not a curated record. The coding region runs from base 91 to 2331 and encodes 746 amino acids.